UCCUGCCUUCCCUUUUUUAUCCAGAAGUAGCUUUGUCCCACAACCAGACCAUGGGUCUACUAAUUGCCCCCACUUUCUUGUCAUAUAUGUUGUGGCUGCCAGUGAUGAGCUGUGUGCAGUGCCCUGAGCCAUGACACCCUGAGCAACCCUAACACUUAUUGCCUCAAAAAGUACAGGAAGUAUCUGGGAGUCACGAGUCUUGCAGACAGUGCAGUGCAUCCCACCUCUUUACCCUCUGCCUUGUAGAGUGACUAUGUUCAGAUCCAUGCCUUCCAGUUCUGCCCCUUCCUCUAGCUAAUGGUUGUUUUUGACUUCCUUUGCCAGGUCAUGGUCAUUACUUAUACGAACCGUGGAGUGUACUUGUUACCUUCAGUUGUUUGUAAUGUUGUUUUCCCUGAUUGCUAAUGCUUGCUGAAUUGCUCUUAUCCAGUGUUGGCUGCUCACCUCUGUUGUCUUUCAUUAAGACUCGGAUCAUUCAGGUUCUGAGUAAUUGUGCAAUAGAAGGUGCAAGGAGAACCCUGAUUUUUUCACAGGGUGAACAUGAUAAAAUGGUCCCAGAGGAGGCCUGGCCCUGGUGAGUUGCAGCUGGGGAAGAGGAUGACAUAAGGGCUGUGUUCAGAUCAUGCCAGGAUGCUACCUUGUGUCCAUAGUGGUUUGGUGCCAGUGCCACUGGCCAUACCUAAUUUUUACCUUUUCUUUCCUAUCCUGGACACUUUGUUGACUUAUCAUUUUAUCUAUGACUGCCUGGCUUCUGGCUAUCUUCCCCUCUGUGGCCUCCGUGCAUCACCUGUUAUUCUGCACUGCUCCCUCUGCAGUAUUCUCCAACAUUGACCUGCGCUUUUGUUAUGAGGUGUGCAUACAUCCUUAAGUAGUUCGCGGACACCAACUACUCAUUUAUUGAAUUUUACUGGUGGAAAUCAUAACCAACCUUCUGCACAGCUUGCCCAUGUCACCAGCAGACAAGCCUUGAUGAACACUGUUAGCAGAAGAAUGAGCUGGAGAUCCUACUUCUCUCCUAUGUGAUGCAUGCCAUCUUUGUGUCCUUUUACUGGUUGUUGGGAUAAAUCGGAAGAUGAGGAGGCCCUUUGUGAGCAGAUCGUAUCUGUAGAAGGAGAGUCACAGGUCAGGGUGUCUAUGACAGCUCCAGCAACCCAGAAGACUCAUUCCUGUGAGCAGUGUGUCUUAGUCUUGAAAGCUAUUUUCCACCUGACAGAGUUCCAAGCAACAAACCUUGAGCAGAAUGCAUUCUUCAAUGAUGCAUGUGUGAGAGACUUCGGUUUCAGUGCAAACCUUCACCAGCAACAGAGUGAUGCCAUUGCAGAGGAGCCCUGGAUAGGAGAUAUGGACAGGGCUUCAUUUGUGACCAGCAGCAGCUUUUAUGUAUCAGGGGCACCUUUCACCAAUAGGGACAUUCAGGAGGACUUUCCAGCCAUAUCAGGCCUUCUCCAGCACCAGGCCACUCUUAACACUAAGGACCCACACAGUGACAGUGAGAGUGGUCAGAUUGUUAACAGUGGAAAAAGUCAUCAUGAGUGGGGUGAAUAUGAAAGAGCUGCCUUCCACAACCAGAAACUUCUUCAACAUCAGAGUGUCUAUUCUGGAGAAGGCCUUUUUGAGUGUAGCAAAUGUGGGAAAGCCUCUAUACAAAUGUUUAACCUCAUUCUACCUAGGAGAGUUCACACAGGAGAAAAACAGUCCUAUGAGUGCAGUAUUUGUGGGAAAUCCUUUAACCGUGAGUUUUUCCUCAUUCGACAUCAGAGUGUUCACACUGGAGAAAAGCCCUAUCAGUGCAGUGUUUGUGGGAAAUGCUUCAGCUGCAAAUAUAUUCUCAUUCAACAUCAAAGCAUUCACAAUGAAGAAAAGCCUUAUGAAUGCAGUUUCUGUAAGAAAUGCUUUAGCUACAAAUUUAAUCUCAUGAGACACCAGAAAAUUCAUACUGGUGAAAAUCCUUAUGCAUGUACUGAUUGCGGAAAGUCUUUCAGCCACAGCUCUGCCCUCAUUCGACACAAAAGAGUUCACACUGGAGAAAAGCCAUAUGAGUGUAGUGAUUGUGGAAAGUCCUUCAGCAACAGCUCUGCCCUCAUUCAGCACCAGAGAGUUCACACUGGAGAAAAGCCGUAUCAUUGUAGUGUUUGUGGAAAGUCCUUCAGACAAAGCUCUGCCCUCAUUUAUCACCAGAAAGUUCAUGCUGGAGAAAAGCCGUAUGAGUGUGGUGAUUGUGGGAAAUGCUUUAGGUACAAAUACAUACUCAUUCAACAUCAGAGAGUUCACACUGGAGAAAAGCGGUUUGAAUGCAGUGUUUGUGGGAAACGCUUUAUCUAUAACUUCAACCUCAUUAAACACCAGAGAAUUCAUACUGGUGAAAAGCCGUAUGUGUGUAGUGAUUGUGGGAAGUCCUUUAGAAGAAGCUCUUCCCUCAUUCAGCACAAAAGUGUUCACAGUGAAGAAAGACCUUAUGAGUGUAAUGAAUGUGGGAAAUCUUUUACCCGUGCAUCUAACCUCCUUAGACACUGGAGAGUUCACACGGGAGAAAGGCCCUAUGAGUGCAGUGAUUGUGGGAAGUCCUUCAGCCACAGCUCUGCCCUCAUUCAACACAAAAGAGUUCACACUGGAGAAAGACCUUAUGAGUGUAAUGAAUGCGGAAAAUCUUUUACUCGCACGUCAAACCUCCUUAGACACUGGAGAGUUCACACUGGAGAAAGGCCCUAUGAGUGUAGUUACUGUGAGAAGUCCUUCAGCCACAGCUCUGCCCUCAUUCAACACAAAAGAGUUCACACUGGAGAAAGACCUUAUGAGUGUAAUGAAUGCGGAAAAUCUUUUACUCGCACGUCAAACCUCCUUAGACACUGGAGAGUUCACACUGGAGAAAGGCCCUAUGAGUGUAGUUACUGUGAGAAGUCCUUCAGCCACAGCUCUGCCCUCAUUCAACACAAAAGAGUUCACACUGGAGAAAGACCUUAUGAGUGUAAUGAAUGCGGAAAAUCUUUUACUCGCACGUCAAACCUCCUUAGACACUGGAGAGUUCACACUGGAGAAAGGCCCUAUGAGUGUAGUUACUGUGAGAAGUCCUUCAGCCACAGCUCUGCCCUCAUUCAACACAAAAGAGUUCACACUGGAGAAAGACCUUAUGAGUGUAAUGAAUGCGGAAAAUCUUUUACUCGCACGUCAAACCUCCUUAGACACUGGAGAGUUCACACUGGAGAAAGGCCCUAUGAGUGUAGUUACUGUGAGAAGUCCUUCAGCCACAGCUCUGCCCUCAUUCAACACAAAAGAGUUCACACUGGAGAAAGACCUUAUGAGUGUAAUGAAUGCGGAAAAUCUUUUACUCGCACGUCAAACCUCCUUAGACACUGGAGAGUUCACACUGGAGAAAGGCCCUAUGAGUGUAGUUACUGUGAGAAGUCCUUCAGCCACAGCUCUGCCCUCAUUCAACACAAAAGAGUUCACACUGGAGAAAGACCUUAUGAGUGUAAUGAAUGCGGAAAAUCUUUUACUCGCACAUCUAACCUCCUUAGACACCGGAGACUUCACACUGGGGAAAACCCUUAAAUGUGUAGGAAAUGCUUUAUUUCCUCACUCAGUAUAACAACACUGGAUGAGACUCUUUGAGACCCAUUUACCUGAAUUUAAAUCUGUAUUAGUCGAACAUACAAUGUGCUGGAAUCCUCAUGAGCUUGAGGUACAAAGGAGGUAUUAAGGAGGUGCAUUGCACUUUCUAACCUGUCCAGAUUGAUAUCACUGCUAGUUUUUGUGGCUGAGACCAUUUCACCUCUACCACCUGGCUCCACCUGCACAGUGUGCGUCAAUCACAACCCCUGCAUGCUCAGGGAAGCUGACCCCUGUGUUCUCACUUUUGCUUGAGGAAAUUAUGAAUACACAGAACUCUUGGUACGAUCUUCAUUCCUUUCUUUCUACUAGGUAAUGGACCUGACCCAGUUUGGUCCAGAGGACCCAUCCUCAGCUAAGAAGGACUACCUUUUUUAUGGACAUUGUUCUCACAUUAUGUUGUGGGGAAUUUUUCCAGGUACUCAUUCACCAACCUGGGAACCGUUGUACACUGCUCUGGAUUAUGGAUAUUUUCGUGAAGGUCUUUGUGCUUUUGUAUCUUAAUUUUGCUGGUUGUAUUCACUGCGUGAGAUCAUUUGAAAUAAGAAUGGUGAUCUGUCAGCUUAUAGAGGUGAACAGAUUUUGUGGGGAUCCCAAACUUUCUGUGUUUCAGAAGGGAUAUAAUGAUGGCAGAAAAAUGCUCUUUAUUCAAUGUUGGCUUAUUUUGCAUUGCUGCCCAAGGCCUUGAAAGAAAGACUACAUGACUUUUUGUUCCUAAUAUACAUUCUAGUUCCAUGAUUAUUGGGGAGGUGAGAGGUAACUCUGAAGAGGAGGCGUUUUUCACGCUUCUGUGAACAAUAUGAAUUUUAUUCCCUUUUUUAUAGUAUACAUUACAUAAUUCUACCAAUCCUGAGGUACUGCAAAGGAGCCAUGUGCCAUGGUGUAUGAAAUUUCAUAGGCUGGUGUCAUUUAAGACUCUGAGGGUUAGGUAGGACCACAGUUGGGACAGAAGCACUGUAUUAAUAGUGCGUGGAAGACACUGCAAUGAAUUAGAUGAAUGGUGCCUCUUCUGAAAGUUCUUCCACAAAUGUUCCAGGGCCUGUGGCUUGUGUGAUCUGUGGUUACAGACAUUCUCAUGACCGUUAGAGCUGUUUCUAACAGCUUUGUGGCUUUCCCUAGGCUCUCUUGAGGUUUUCACCUCAAGGCCAUUGCUCUACAGACAAGCAAACAAAGCUAGAAAGGAUGGUCCUAUAGUCAUUCCCAGGAUGUGUCUUUUGUGACCCAGUCAGCAUUCCUGUAGUUCUUACUGUUUGCCAAUAUUUGCUGCCAUUGAGGCAAGGCUGCCCCUUCCAGAACAUGAGAAGAGAGAUGGUAGAGUACAUAUAGGCUUGCCAACCUGAUUUUCUUAGUAAACAGGGAUUAUUUAGGUCUUAAUUGGAACUGGUUUUUAAAGCUUUAUUCAUUUGUAUAUGUAUAAUUGAUGUGCAACAAAGUGCACUUAUCUAAAGUGUACUAUUUGAUGAGCUAUGAUAUACAGAUAAGCUAUGAAACCACACAUGAAAUGGACUUAUCUGUCACUCAUAUACAGGGUAGGAAUGUAGGUUUAAAGUAGUAAGUACAUGGGCCAUAUAGUUUAUUCUUGUAUUAUUAUUUAUUAAUUAUUUUAUUAUUUUCCAUAUGAAGAACUGUAAACCUACUUUUGGUCCACCCUGUAUUUACCUCCUGCCCUUUUAUAAUCUCUAUUGAUUUAUGUUUAUUUACAGUAGAUUAGUUCAUAUUUUCUGUAAUCUUAUAGGCAUCAUAAGGUGUAUAGUCUUGAAAAAACUGGUUUCCUUCAUGCUGCAGUUAUUUUAAGAUUCAACAAUAAUGCUGAUGUGAAUAUUUAAUUCUUUUUACUGCUUUGUAGUAAUCUGUACUAUAAAUAACCACUUUGUUUAUCCAUUGAUCUGCCUAUGGUUAGGAUUAUUUCCAGGUUUGGGGUAUUAAAAAUAAAGCUGCUAUGAAUAUGUGCAUUCAGUUCUUUAUAUUCAUGGAUGUUGUAUUUCUCAAAUUGUUACAGUGUAGAUAUAUGUUUAAAUUUUAAGAAAUGUGGAACUAUGAUCUAAAAUGGUCGUUCCCUUUGCCUUCCCACCAACCCACAGUAUGUGAAAUUUCCAGUUCUGCAACUUUGCGAACCCUGCAUAUGGUUACUUUUUAAAAAUAUUAUCCUUGGAUAUCA
Molecule: messenger RNA, 5764 nt
Organism: Miniopterus natalensis
Lineage: Eukaryota; Metazoa; Chordata; Mammalia; Chiroptera; Miniopteridae
Biological process (GO): regulation of transcription by RNA polymerase II
Cellular component (GO): nucleus
Molecular function (GO): RNA polymerase II transcription regulatory region sequence-specific DNA binding; DNA-binding transcription factor activity, RNA polymerase II-specific
Source: RefSeq, a predicted model, not a curated record